UUGUCCAAGGACUCCUUUGUGUUCUGAACCUUGGCUUGCAUCUUGGACUAUGUGCAAUGGCGCCGGGGACGCAAGUACCUUGGUAUGAACAUUGGAGUGAUGGCGUCUACCAUCAUCCUCCUGGCAAUUGGGGCGUAGUUGUUGGCAAAGGAGACCUGUGGAAGACCCUUUCAGGCUCAACAAUGGAUGAAGAUAGAGUCCAGACUUCGGUCUUUCGCCAUUGAGCCCAAGAUCUUAGUAUCGGGGUCGGGGAGGCCGAUGUCAAUCACGUAUCUUUACGUCUGCAUUGGAGGGACUCUGGAUCUGAAUGAUGUUUGGAGAUGCCGUUUCCGGGAAUGACGAUCCCGGGGAGGCGAUUCCCCGGAAAGAGGGAAAGGCGGGGAGUUGGAGAACACGGAGUUCGCCUUUCCUUUGGACUGGAUCUCGAUGUGGCACGUCUU
Messenger RNA from Aspergillus neoniger CBS 115656, 440 nucleotides. RefSeq lists its product as uncharacterized. Lineage: Eukaryota; Fungi; Ascomycota; Eurotiomycetes; Eurotiales; Aspergillaceae. The coding region runs from base 57 to 224 and encodes 55 amino acids. The record is from RefSeq and is a predicted model, not a curated record. The transcript has a single exon.